GCUACUUCUUUCUCUCUCUAUCUCUAGCCUCCAAAAUACUCGCACCUUUUACUUUCCUUAUCAAAAUUCAAACUCUCUCUACUUCUCACUUUCCGAGAAAAUCCACAUUCGCUCUUUCUCAGGAAAAUCGCCGAAUCACUCACACCUGCAAAGGAAAAUCCAUACAGUCCUUUGUGCCAGGUAGAAUUCCGCAAAUAUGUCAUCUCGCCAACUCGAUCCACUUCAACAAGUAGAAACAACAUGCGGAACCCUCCUAUAUGAACUUCAGAUAAUUUGGAAUGAAGUCGGAGAGUCCGAUGUUGAUAGGGAUAAAAUGCUGCUUGAGCUUGAACAAGAGUGUCUCGAAGUUUAUAGAAGAAAGGUGGAUCAGGCGAACCGGUUAAGAGCUCAGUUACGCCAAGCCAUUGCUGAUGCUGAAGCGGAACUGGCAGCUAUUUGUUCUGCAAUGGGGGAGCGACCAGUACAUAUCAGGCAGUCUGAUCAGAGUACCGGAAACUUGAAGGAAGAGCUCAAAAAAAUUCUUCCACAGUUAGAGGAGAUGCGAAAAAGGAAAUCUGAAAGGAGAAAUCAAUUCCUGGAUGUCUUAGAGGAGAUACGGAAUAUUUCAAAUGAGAUACAAGGAUCCACAGGAUACAUUCCAUCCACCACAGUUGAUGAAACUGAUCUAUCCUUGAGAAAGCUUGAAGAAUUGCACAGACAGCUUCAAGCACUUCAAAAGGAGAAGAUGGAUCGACUGAAGCAGGUUCAGGAUCAUCUGUGCACAUUAAACUCACUUUGCUUAGUUCUUGGUAUGGAUUUCAAGCAGACUAUUGGUGAAGUUCAUCCAAGUUUAGGUGAUUCUGAAGGAUCUAAUAAUUUAAGUAAUGGUACAAUUGAGCUUUUGGCUGCUGCAAUACAAAGGUUGAGGGGGGUUAAAAUAAAGAGAAUGCAGAUGCUACAAGAUCUUGCAACUAGUAUGUUGGAGUUAUGGAACUUGAUGGAUACACCAAUAGAAGAGCAACAAAUGUUUCAGAAUGUUACUUGUAACGUAGCUGCUUCAGAAGAUGAAAUAACUGAACCCAACACACUCUCUGUUGACUUCAUUAAUUAUGUUGAGGCUGAAGUGUCUCGGUUGGAAGAGUUCAAAUCCAGCAAAAUGAAAGAGCUCGUUAUUAAAAAGAGGUCAGAGCUAGAGGAGAUUUGCAGGAAGACUCGUAUGGUCCUGGAAUCAGAUAGUGCACUAGAAUGUGCCAUUGAAGCUCUAGAAUCUGGAGCUGUGGAUGCUGCUUUCAUCCUUGAGCAAAUUGAGCUUCAGAUUGCUAAGGUUAAAGAGGAAGCUUUUAGCAGGAAAGAAAUACUUGAAAAAGUUGAGAAAUGGCUGGCUGCAUGUGAUGAGGAGUGCUGGCUUGAGGAGUAUAACAGGGAUGAAAAUCGAUACAAUGCUGGAAGAGGAGCUCAUCUUACUCUCAAGCGUGCCGAGAAAGCCCGUGCUUUAGUUAAUAAACUUCCAGCAAUGGUGGACACAUUGGCUUCAAAAACUGUGGCGUGGGAGAAGGAUAAAGGCAUUGAGUUCACAUAUGAUGGCAUUCGACUUCUUUCUAUGCUUGAAGAGUAUACCAUAUUACGACAAGAGAAGGAGCAAGAACGCCGCAGACAGCGGGACCAGAAGAAACUUCAGGGACAGCUGAUCGCUGAACAAGAGGCACUUUAUGGGUCAAAACCAAGUCCUUCCAAGCCGAGUGUGAAAAAAGCUCCUAGAAUGUCAACUGGAGGGGCAAGUAAUAGAAGACUCUCCAUUGGAGGAGCUAUGAUUCAAACUCCUAAACCUGCUACUUCCCGUCCUAGUAGUCGGAAGAGUGACCGAGCACAGCAAAAUGAGCACCACGUGGAUGAUAGCUUUACAGGUUUAUCGACUGGUAGGAAAGGCUUGGAUGUUGCUGGUAUCCCCAUGAGAAACCACUCUUUUGGAGCUCGUGAAAUGGAAUCACCAAUGAAGCGGAAACCUUUCUCACCAAUAUCUUCAACGACAUCAUCAUCGAAAACCAACAUAACAAACUUUUCAGAAGAUCUGAACAUACCGCACAACAAUGACACAGUAGAGAAAACACCUUCUGCUAUGCCUUUCACAACUCCUUCAAAAGUUACCACUACUGUCAUAGAAGAAGAGAAUAAUGUGUCCUUCACACCUAAGGUGAUGCCAAUUCCUGUGCCCACCACGCCAUUAACGGUGUCAGUUCCGAUGCAGAUGGUUUUGACUCCAGCACCGCCGCCUCAAUCAAUUCCUUAUUCUUCCAACAUAGUAGAAGAAAUUCCUGAAGAAAUCGAGUACUCUUUCGAGGAAAGAAGGGCUGGUUUUGUGCUUCCCAAAACACACAUGAAGCCAACAAUACAAGUCUGAUAUUCUUUUGGGAACAGUAUGCUUCAUGUUUUUGCCUUCUGAUAUUUUUUUCUUUUUCUUUUGGGAAUUUUUCAUUGUUAAGUCAAUUGUAAUUGGCUUGUUUGGGAUUUAAUGUGCAUAGUCUACGAGCAGUGAACGUGGACUUCAUUUCCGAGCGUGUUUCUACUGAUUAAGGUGACCUCUAAUGCUUUCAAAUUGAUUGUGACGUCUUUUUUGCUAAA
Molecule: messenger RNA, 2598 nt
Organism: Morus notabilis
Lineage: Eukaryota; Viridiplantae; Streptophyta; Magnoliopsida; Rosales; Moraceae
Product: 65-kDa microtubule-associated protein 3
Exons: 13
Coding region: 197-2377 (726 amino acids)
Biological process (GO): microtubule cytoskeleton organization
Cellular component (GO): spindle; cytoplasm
Molecular function (GO): microtubule binding
Source: RefSeq, a predicted model, not a curated record